AUGGUAACAAGAUCAGAAGUUGGAAUACAUAAGCCAAAGGUGUAUCUCUGUAAUACUAAGUGGAGAGAAGGUGAAGGGGAACCCAAUUUAGUUCCUGAAGUUCUAAAGCACAUGGAGUGGUCAAAGUCAAUGUUAGGUGAGAACAGGUCACUGAUAAAAAACAAGACAUGGAUUCUUGUUCCACCUUCACUUGAGUACAACAUAGUUGGAAAUAAGUGGGUUUUUAAAGAAAAUCUUAAUGCAGAUGGAAACUUUCAGAGGUUUAAAGCCAGACUAGUUACAAAAGGUUUUCAUCAAAGACCUAGGCUUGACUUUGGUGAGACUUUCAGUCUUUUCAUUAAGGCCUCUAUAAUCAGAAUUGUAUUGGAAAUUAUUGUUGCAAAAGACUGA
Messenger RNA from Cannabis sativa, 390 nucleotides. RefSeq lists its product as uncharacterized. The transcript has a single exon. The record is from RefSeq and is a predicted model, not a curated record. Bases 1 to 390 code for a protein of 129 amino acids. Lineage: Eukaryota; Viridiplantae; Streptophyta; Magnoliopsida; Rosales; Cannabaceae.